AUGCCCAAAAAAGUCGAGCGAACACGGACUUUCACAGGCUGUCGAACAUGUCGUUCGCGCCACGCAAAAUGCGACGAGGCUCAGCCCGAAUGUGGAACCUGUGAACGGCUGGGGCUUGCGUGUGGAGGUUAUGGAGCACGGCUGUUUUGGAUCAGGGAUGAUGCUGUCAGGCCGGAGCUGCAGCAGAGUCAUCGGGGCUCGGAGUAUCGGUAUCCACUAUUCUCCGAGAGUGAGAGACGGUUGAUGAGUGAUGAGUUGAAGGGGAGUUUGGGAAAACGAACGGCUUUGGCGUUGUUGGCGGAUAUUGACUCUGCGUGUGAAAAGAGUGAUGUUGGAGAUGCGUUGAUGAGAGGUCCUUUUGGAGUCUUUCAGUCUGUCGAAGAGAAGGAGUUGACGUUGGAUACGACUGAGUGCUCGCCGGAUACUAACACUGAUAAUACAUCGACGAGCAUGUAUGCUGAGACUGAUGGUUUCAUUGAGGAGAUUCAACGAACACAUUGGCCGGAUCAGUUACCCGAAGACGACCUCGACAUUUUCACGCACUCGUUGGACCCAAGUUUCGGCAUCAACUCUGAAGAGAUGACAGCAGGUGACCAAAUGAACAUGCAUGAUUCUAUAGCAAACUUCUUCGUCGAUGAUCCAAUGGGUGCUGAAGGAUUAGCCCUCUUCAGUCCAGGCUUCAUAUCCCAAGUCAUGGGCAACGACACCACUGCGCAAGAAGACACCAUCGACCCAAGCCUUCACCCUCCAAUGAACGAAGUAGUCCCAUAUCCGAGAAACAUCACAAGCCCCUCCGGGCUCCCCGAAGAAGCAGAGCCCUUACUCCGCCACUACAGACAACAUAUCGCCGGCCAACGCUCAACCAUGCAGGCAAAACGCAAGUCUCCUUGGGAAAUCAUCUUUCUACCUUGUGCCCUUGAGACAUUUGCUGAGCUAUCACUAUGGAAUGAAGCUUCUCAUACCCGCUCUUCGAUAUUCUAUACUCUGCUUGCUCAUAGUGCCCUGCAACUGCACAUGUCAAAGGCGCCGAAUUCUUUGGCGGCGGAUUGGAAGGAGAUUGGGUUGAAGAAUCAUGAGAGAGCGCAGAAUCAUCUUAGGCAGGCGCUGCAGCAUGAGAUGUUUGGACCGAGACAGGCGAGUUAUAAGGAGCUUUUGAUGGCUAUCCUUGCAAUGGCGAUGACUUCGAGUCAGUUACACAACGGAGCUCGUGCAUUCCGUAUCUUCCUUCUUGAUGCAGAGCGCCUCAUCCGUCUUCGUGGUCUAGCAAACCAAGCCCAAAAUCCCUUCAAGUCACGUCUUCUGCACCACAUGUACACCCACCUCCGCGUCAUCGCAGAGAGUAUAUCCCUCUGGAGUGAACCCCUUCCCGAAAGCUCUUCAGAGAUCCAAGGUCGAGAGCAAUUCCGAACAUUCCGCAUUACAGAAGAGGGCUUGAACAUGGGUCUUGAUCCAGCCCAGGAGAAAACUGAUGAGCUUGGAUACAAUGACAUCCAUCUUGAAGUUCAAGGACGGUGGACCCAAACUCUUUAUCCGGUUAUUUAUGGGAUACCAGAAUCUCUCAUGACGCUCUUGUCACAAACGGUCUCAUUGUCCAACGAGAAAAAUCGUCUUGAGACUGUCGCACGCUGCAAUCCUUCAAUAUCAGAAGCUCUCUCCAAACACACCAAAACCCUCGAAAACAGAAUCUGGGCAUGGCCCUCAACCCUCGAUCACACCGAACCCGUCAAAAUACCAACGGGCGACGAAGAUCUCGUCCGCCAUCCCCAAGUCCGCUCCAUGACACUCGCAAUCCACCAAGCGUUGGUGAUCUACUUCUACCGAAGAGUCUACGACAUGAACGCCAUGAUCCUGCAAGACCUUGUCCGUAAAACGCUCGAGUAUCUUGAGCCGUGUCUGAGUGAACUGAUCGAUGAUCAGGAUUUUGCGACCAGUCUGGCAUGGCCUGCUUUUGUGGCGGCUUGUGAAGCUGUUAGUCCUGAUUUGCAGGAGCGAGCGUUGAAGUGCUUGGGGGUUACGGAUGAUAAGGGCGUUUAUUUUACGAAUAGGCCGGCGGGGGUUGUUGUGCCGUUGAUUUGGGAGAGGAGGAAGCAGUCUGGGGAUUGGACUACGAGUUGGCAGAGCCUCGUGCAGGAGAGCCUAGCAUAG
Messenger RNA from Fusarium subglutinans, 2145 nucleotides. Its product is annotated as ARG81-like transcription factor. Bases 1 to 2145 code for a protein of 714 amino acids. The transcript has 3 exons. Gene Ontology annotation, molecular function: zinc ion binding; transcription cis-regulatory region binding; DNA-binding transcription factor activity, RNA polymerase II-specific. Gene Ontology annotation, cellular component: nucleus. The record is from RefSeq and is a predicted model, not a curated record. NCBI's taxonomy places the organism in Eukaryota, Fungi, Ascomycota, Sordariomycetes, Hypocreales, Nectriaceae. Gene Ontology annotation, biological process: positive regulation of transcription by RNA polymerase II.